Messenger RNA from Heterostelium album PN500, 1440 nucleotides. Its product is annotated as histidine acid phosphatase family protein. The coding region runs from base 1 to 1440 and encodes 479 amino acids. The transcript is spliced from 2 exons. Lineage: Eukaryota; Evosea; Eumycetozoa; Acytosteliales; Acytosteliaceae. The record is from RefSeq and is a predicted model, not a curated record. Gene Ontology annotation, biological process: dephosphorylation. Gene Ontology annotation, molecular function: phosphatase activity.
AUGUCAUCCUCUAAUGAUACACAAAAAGUAAAUAACAACUCUACUCCUGCUGCUGCUACUCCUUCAACAACUGGUAGUAGUGGUAGUGGUGGAGUCCAUUCAAAUAUAGCAGACAAGAUCCAUGAGUAUAAAUGUAAGUCUGAAACAUCACCUAUGAAUACAGUGAAAGACUUGGUAAUGCCAGUGGAUGAGUAUCGUCCAGCUGGAUAUCAUUUAAAGAUGAUGCAGGUGAUCACUCGUCAUGGACGUCGUACACCAGAGUCCAAUCGAUAUCCACUUUCGCUAUGGUCGUGCAACUCUGUCGAUAAUCUCAUUGUCAACAAGGAUGCCAAUCGUCCAGAGUGCAACCUUGGUCAACUCACUGUGUUUGGUACUCGCGAUCUCAUCAACCUCGGUAAGAACUACCAUCGUAUGCUCAUCGACAAGGUUCACUUCCUCUCCGACGAGUACAAGCCCGACGAGAUAUUCGUGCGAUCGUCAGACCGCGAGCGUACCAUUAGUUCGGCGCGUUCUCUCAUGCACGGACUCUAUGGAGGUGCGUUCGCCGACGCCCAAGAACACAUGCUGAAUGCCGCCACCUCUUUUGUGAUCCUCCCGGAAGCGGUCGAGAAUAUCUACCCGCGUGGAUCGUGUCCGCGUUACGCAUUCCUCAAGUCGAUACUCCCGAAGCAUCCAAAGGUUCUCGAAGAGCAAAAGAACAGUAAACUCGAGGAUUUCUCACAGCGACUGCGUGAUAUCUUUGAGGCGUCGAAGGGAUACGACUCGCCUUUCUAUGUGCCGUCGUGGCGUUCCUAUGCCGGCUUGGUAAACUCGUUCGAUUGCUUCAAGAAUCACGGUUUGCCAUUGCCCGAGGGUUUCAACGAUGAGAUUGUCGAACGUAUGUAUCUGGAGGCAUCGAAGGAGUACAAGCGAAUGUCGUUGUUCCCCGAGAUGCAACGUCUUGGAAUCGGACGAUUCAUCGGUGACCUCAAUAAGCAACUCAAGUCAAAGGCAACCAACCAAGAGAAUACAAAGGAUCUCAAGUUUGGUUUGUACUCUGCACACGAUUCCACACUUGGUGCACUCUUGGUUGCCUAUGACAUGUACGAAGAAAACACACAUCCAGAGACAGCAUCGGCAUUGGAAUUCCUUUUGUUUGAAAAGGAUCAGAAUAAUAAUAAGAAAGUGGAAGACAGCAAACAACAACAAUUGGCAACAGAGAAUGCAGGAAAACCGACAACAAACCAACAACAACAACAGUUUGUAAAAGUUAUUUAUAAUCAGAAACCAGUGCACAUCAAGAAAUGCAAAGAAUUCGAAGUCGAUGAGAUGUGUCCAUAUGAGAAAUUCAUAGAGAUCAGUCAGGAAUUGAUUCCCAAAGACUGGAAUCAAGAAUGUAAAAUCUCAGAGGCCGAGAAAAAGUCAAUCAUUGAAGAGAUGAAAGCAUCACCAAAAUAUUAA